UGUGGGUCCUCAUGUUUUGGUCCAGAUUAGGCACACUCAUGUGAAGCUACCGCAAGUCCUACACCUGACAUGUUUCUAAACAUUCUUCAUAGUUAUCAAGCAAUUUUAGUUAGUGCAUGGCAUACCUUGACCCCCUAUAUAUAUGUAAUGUAUUUUCUUGAGAUGGCAAUUCCAACCCAAGUGAUCUUAUCUAGCUCUACCACUUAAUAAUAAUAUCUUUAGACGUUGAUUCAUAUAUAUCUAGCUUUCUAGCUCCAUCAUGAAGACUGGAAACAGAUUUGUGGGGAUAGCUCAUGCCAAGCAGAAACUUCAGAGAACACUUUCACAAAGAAUCAAAAUGGCUUCAGCUGUUGCUGAUGUUCCAAAAGGCCACUUGGCAGUGUACGUUGGAGAGAACCAUAAGAGGUUUGUGAUUCCAAUAUCUUACCUAAGCCACCCUUUAUUCAGAGACUUGUUGGAUUGGGCUGAAGAAGAAUUCGGAUUCAAUCACCCAAUGGGUGGUCUCACUAUUCCAUGUACUGAAGAUUACUUCAUUAGUCUAACUUCUUCUCUUAAUUAAUUACUAUUACUAGUUCAAAAGCUGGCAAUGCUUUCAUUGGACAUUGGUUAUUUUCAUUUUCCUAGUGGAUAAGGAUUACCACCAAGUUAGAUUAGGCCUUCCAUUCACAUUUUGUUCUAGAGAUUCUCCUUAAUCCAAUUGCAUCCCAAGUGAUGAUGUCUUCAAAAUUUGUAUAUAUUUUUUGCACAAUUGAGUUUCAAGCAAAUUUAUGUU
Messenger RNA from Glycine soja, 772 nucleotides. RefSeq names its product auxin-induced protein 15A-like. The record is from RefSeq and is a predicted model, not a curated record. The transcript has a single exon. The coding region runs from base 260 to 559 and encodes 99 amino acids. Gene Ontology annotation, biological process: response to auxin. Lineage: Eukaryota; Viridiplantae; Streptophyta; Magnoliopsida; Fabales; Fabaceae.